Messenger RNA from Colossoma macropomum (tambaqui), 2260 nucleotides. RefSeq names its product fizzy/cell division cycle 20 related 1b (gene fzr1b). Bases 330 to 1790 code for a protein of 486 amino acids. NCBI's taxonomy places the organism in Eukaryota, Metazoa, Chordata, Actinopteri, Characiformes, Serrasalmidae. The record is from RefSeq and is a predicted model, not a curated record. The transcript is spliced from 15 exons. Gene Ontology annotation, molecular function: protein binding; ubiquitin ligase activator activity; anaphase-promoting complex binding. Gene Ontology annotation, cellular component: anaphase-promoting complex. Gene Ontology annotation, biological process: positive regulation of ubiquitin protein ligase activity; positive regulation of anaphase-promoting complex-dependent catabolic process; anaphase-promoting complex-dependent catabolic process.
UCGCUUUUACACAGCUGAUUGUCGUCGCCAUCUUCGGCGUCAAACGUAAACACAGGAGCUCUUCAGCCGAAUAACUGGGAACACACACGUCUGAAAAACAAACAAACACGCAGGAAAAAGAGGACAGAAACUGACCUUUUUUAAGACCCUCUCAGCACACGUACGCUGAAGCUCUUUACAGGCUUCGUGAACGUUUUUCCGACUGACGGUCUCCAAAAUGAGCCCUAAGUGCGCCUCAUAAACAGCACAAACAGGGAUGGGAGCGCUCGGGGGAUCUGCGUGUGCAGACUGAGGCAGAGCCGGAGCCGGAGCGGUGGCUUCAGGGGGAAAUGGACCAGGACUAUGAGAGACGCCUCCUCAGGCAGAUCAAUCACCAGAACGUGCCCGAGGGCCAGCUGACCAAGUCAGGAUACGCCACAUGCAGUCCAGUCAGCGUUAAAUCGGGGGACCGGUUCAUACCCACUCGCGCGGGGAGCAACUGGAGCAUCAACUUCCACUACGCCAACGAGAACUGCUGGUCGCCCAACCAGAAUCAAAGGUCAAAGGAUGCGAGUGCGGACAGUGGAAAGGACGCAGUGGCCUACGCCGCUCUGCUGCGGAACGAGCUGCUGGGGGCGGGAAUCGAGACGGUUCCUGAUCCUCACACAGACGACCGGCGACAGGCCGUCCUCAACCAGGACACACACAGCCUCUUCAGGUACACAAUCCACACAAAGCGAGUGCCUUUCGACAGCGGCAAUGAAAUCUCCCCUUACUCCCUCUCGCCUCUCAGCAACAAAAGUCACAAGCUGUUGCGCUCGCCGCGAAAGCCAGCACGAAAAAUCUCCAAAAUUCCCUUCAAGGUCCUGGACGCUCCAGAGCUGCAGGACGACUUCUACCUUAACCUGGUGGACUGGUCUGCCGGAAACCUCCUGAGUGUUGGUCUGGGGGCCUGUGUUUACCUGUGGAGCGCCUGUACCAGCCAGGUGACGAGGUUAUGCGAUUUGUCAGUGGAUGGAGACUCUGUGACGUCAGUCUGCUGGAACGAGCGGGGAAGCUUGGUUGCUGUAGGAACCCAUAAAGGCUUCGUGCAGAUUUGGGACGCAGCCGGAGGGAGGAAGUUAACCAGCUUGGAAGGGCACUCGGCCCGUGUUGGGGCGCUGGCGUGGAACGGCGAGCAGCUGUCCUCAGGCAGUCGGGACAGGGUGAUCCUGCAGCGGGAUGUGCGCACCCCUCCGCCCGUGGAGAGGAAGCUGCAGGGCCACAGGCAGGAAGUGUGCGGGCUAAAGUGGUCUCCGGACCACCAGCACCUCGCCUCCGGAGGAAACGACAACAAACUGCUGGUGUGGAACAGCUCCAGCCUGCAGCCCGUGCAGCAGUACAGCGAGCACCUGGCGGCGGUGAAGGCCAUCGCCUGGUCGCCUCACCAGCACGGCCUGCUGGCGUCCGGCGGAGGGACGGCCGACCGCUGUCUGCGCUUCUGGAACACUCUCACAGGACAGGCCCUGCAGAGCACGGACACGGGCUCACAGGUCUGCAACCUGGCCUGGUCCAAACACGCCAACGAACUGGUCAGCACACACGGCUACUCACAGAACCAGAUCCUGGUGUGGAAAUACCCCUCGCUCACACAGGUGGCCAAGCUGACUGGACACUCCUACCGCGUGCUCUAUCUGGCUGUGUCCCCAGACGGCGAGGCCAUAGUGACGGGAGCAGGAGACGAAACGCUGAGGUUCUGGAACGUCUUCAGCAAAACGCGCUGCACCAAGGAAUCCAAGUCAGUGUUGAACCUGUUCACAAGGAUACGGUAAUGAAAGUGGACAGUGGAGGCCAGGGCUGUGUCCGUUCAGCACAUCACACAACACGUCCAGACCUUCUACAGAGAGAGAUUUCAACAUUUCUUUUCUGUUUCUCUAUUUUUUUCUACUGAGGAUGAUUUUGUCUCCCCACACCUCCUAAAGCAGCGUCCUCCCCUCAUUAAACACCCCCCACCAGUGAGCCCCUGUUUUUAUGUCUGUGUCUUCUGUCUCUAUUACUGUACGAUGUGGACGACCAAACGGACGCGGUGUCCUGUAAGAUAAGCUGAGAGAAACGGUCUGAACUACAUGCCUGUUGUGAUGGUCUACACUCACGAGGCUGUUGCACAACAACCCGUUCUGAUAUUUUCAGUAUUUUAUAUGUGCAUAUGAAAAUAAGAUCAUGUUAUCUGACAGAUAACCGUAUAAAAUAAACACACUACUGCAGUAACGCUGUCAGUAGUUUAUGAGAAUCGUUUAUUGAA